Sardina pilchardus (European sardine) is the source of this 1728-nucleotide messenger RNA. Its product is annotated as beta-2 adrenergic receptor-like. Gene Ontology annotation, biological process: adenylate cyclase-activating adrenergic receptor signaling pathway; negative regulation of smooth muscle contraction; norepinephrine-epinephrine-mediated vasodilation involved in regulation of systemic arterial blood pressure. Gene Ontology annotation, molecular function: beta2-adrenergic receptor activity; norepinephrine binding. The transcript has 3 exons. Gene Ontology annotation, cellular component: plasma membrane. Bases 199 to 1461 code for a protein of 420 amino acids. NCBI's taxonomy places the organism in Eukaryota, Metazoa, Chordata, Actinopteri, Clupeiformes, Clupeidae. The record is from RefSeq and is a predicted model, not a curated record.
CAGUCACACGAUCCCUUAGAGAGAAAGAGAAAGCAAGAGAGACGGAGUGAGAGAGAGAGAGAGAGAGAAAGAGAGGGAGACAGAGUGAAAGAGGGAGAAAGAGAGGGAGAGAGAGAGAGAGAGAGAGGGAGACGGAGUGAAAGAGGGAGACACAGAGAGAGAGAGAGAGAGGGAGUGAAAAUGCCGUAGAUCUGGGAUAUGACAAUGGACACUCGGAUGGAGAUGGUGAACUCGACGGCGGUUCCUCCAGAGUACUCGGAGACGCAGGUGGUGCUGCUGGCGCUGGUGAUUGGCGUUCUGGUGGUGGUCAUCGUCGUGGGCAACGCGCUGGUCAUCACGGCCAUCGCCCGGUUCCCACGGCUACAGACGGCCACCAACGUGUUCGUGUCGUCGCUGGCGUGCGCCGACCUGGUGAUGGGGGUGCUGGUGGUGCCGGCCAGCGGCGGCUACAUCCUGCUGGGCCGCUGGUUGCUAGGCAACUUCAUGUGCGCGUUCUGGACGGCGACGGACGUGCUCUGCGUGACGGCCAGCAUCGGGACGCUGUGCGCGAUCGCGCUGGACCGUUACCUAGCGAUCACCGCACCGCUGCGCUACCACAGCCUCCUCAGCAAGCGGCGCGCGCGUCUCCUAGCGACGCUGGUGUGGGCCAUGGCCGCGCUCGUCUCCUACCCGCCCAUUCACCUGCGCUGGUGGCUGGCCGACGACCCCGACGCGCGGCGUUGCCUGGACGACGCCGGCUGCUGCGACUUCCAGCCGAGCGCGGCGUACGCUCUGGGCUCGUCGCUGGUGUCCUUCUACCUGCCGCUCGGCAUCAUGGUCUACCUGUACGCCCGCGUCUUCCAGGAGGCCCGCAAGCAGCUGCGCAAGAUCCGGCAGCAGGAGCGCCCGCCCCAACACACACACACACACACAGACACACACACACAGCAACCCCCUCCCUCACACACACACCCCCGGCGGUGGCGAUGGCGGAGGCGAGAGCAGCGUGCGUUGCGGACGCUAGGCGUCAUCAUGGGCGUGUUCGUGCUCAGCUGGCUCCCGUUCUUCAUCCUGAACGUGCUCGCCGCCUUUAGGCCCCUCCCCUCGCCCCUCCCCUUCCGCCUCCUCAACUGGCUCGGCUUCGCUAACUCCGCCUUCAACCCCAUCAUAUAUGGGCGCAGUCCGGACUUUAGACACGCCUUCUCCCAGCUGCUGCACCUGCCAGGACACACACCCCACCCGGCGCACACACUCACACACACACACUCACGCACACACACACGCACCUACAGCUACAGCGGCCACAGCGAGACGCAGGAGGAUCCGGAGGGUCCGGAGGACGUGUGUGUGACGGUGGGGGACGAGGGGUGUGUGUUCUCCGAGGGAGUGUGUAUGGCGGACACGCGGCACACUCAGGGUGGGACACACACACACACCGACACCAAUGGAAACUGCAGUAAAGACAGUAUGAGUGUGUCAUAGCACACACGCACGCACGCACGCACACACACACACACACACACACACACACACACAUCACAUCAUUUGCUGACCUCAUUUGUCUAUAGCGUGUGCGUGUGCGUGUGCGUGUGCGUGUGCGUGUGCGUGUGCGCGUGCGCAUGCGUGUGUGUGUGUGUGAGACUCAUCAAGCUUGUUGUUCCUCACACAGAUUCUUUCCUCAGGCGUCAUACAUUCUUCCCCAACACACACACACACACACACACACACACAGGUGUACUUCACUCUCUA